Molecule: messenger RNA, 876 nt
Organism: Periconia digitata
Lineage: Eukaryota; Fungi; Ascomycota; Dothideomycetes; Pleosporales; Periconiaceae
Source: the annotation of a GenBank genome assembly
AUGAGCGGCCAACCCCACUACAUUCCUCCCCCAACCCAAAUGCUCACCCGCCAAUUUUACGUCACCGCCCCUGCCCCCUCACCCUCUUCAUCCGCUUCUCCCUCAGCCCUCCCCCAGCUCCAGCACCAGCACCGCCACACAAACUGCUCCACCAUCACCGAAGAAUCAUCAACAUCUUCACAUCCUUCAGCGUCCACACGCUCCCACGGUCGACAGCGCGCGGCCAGCUCGUCGAUGGACCCAGCGCUGCACAAGGCACUCGAAGAAGCUACGGCCGGGAUCUACGGGCUCGCGAGAGGAGGUAGUAGCGAGGAAGGCAAAGGAGAAGAAAGAGACGGAGAAGGUCAAAAAGAGGGCGGAGUCGUAAAAGAAGAAGUGAAAAGAGAGGACCCGAUGAAGUACGAACCACAAGUCUCAUCAUCACCUUCCACAACCACAGCUACUACUCCUGCGCAAGCGGGUAUAGCUCCUCAGCCCUCUUCUUCUACUCCUCCUCCUUCUUUCCCCCUCCCUCUUGUUCUUUCUCCUCCUCCUCCCACCACCGCCGCCAUCGACCCCAAGACUCCCACAGCAACAACAGCAACACCCCCUAUCCAAACCACCGAAAAACCCCUCCCUCAAACUCCCGCCUCCAACGCCAAAGAUAAAAAGCAGAAGAGCCCCCCUCGCUCCUGUCUCUCAACUUGCCUCUCCCCCGUCAAAGCGGUGUUCGGGUACGCGACGUGCGCGCCCUGCCGCACGCAGCGCGAUGGAUGCUGCACCGAGCAGGGCUGCUUUCGGUUGUGUCUUGCUUGUGGGCCUUGUUGCUGGUUUACUUGCUUUCCUUGCUGUGGGGGGAGGGUUGGGGAUGUGCCUAGGCCUAUUGGUGUUGUUUAG